AUGGAUGAAGAAUUCGCUUUUAAAACUAUCUCUGAGAAAGAGGACCAAAAGAUUGUACAAAAUCAAGUUACAAUUCUUAAAGAAUUAUAUGAUUGGCAAAAUAUCAUAAAAUUUUAUGGAAUAACUUACGAUGGAAAUAAAUGGUAUUUGGUGACUGAAUGGGCCGAAUAUGGAAAUUUGCGUGAAUUUUAUCAAAAUAAACAUGAUUUUGAACUUAAAUUAAAAUUACGUAUAUCUCUUGAUAUUGCUCGUGGAUUAAAUUUUUUAAGAACCGUAGAGAUUAUUCAUCGAGAUAUUAGGGCUGAAAAUAUAUUAAUUACACUUAAUGAGACAGCAAAACUUGCAAAUUUUAAAUUAAGUCGUUAUUUAACUGGUUCUUCAAUAAAUCAAAGCCAAAAUUUAGAACGAGUUCGUUAUUGUGCACCUGAAUUGUUAGAAAGAGCUCCAAAUUACAAAUAUGAUCAAAAAUGUGAGGUUUAUAGUUUUGGAAUAUUACUUUGGGAAAUAGCUGAAAAAAGAAUUCCAUAUCAGGGUAAUGAUGAUAUUUUGGAUAUAACUGAUAAAGUGCGUAAUAAAAUGUAUAGAGAACCAUUUUCUGCAAUUAGUCAAAUGCCAGAUAAAUUCAAAGAAUUACAAAUUGAUGGUAUGUAA
Messenger RNA from Rhizophagus irregularis DAOM 181602=DAOM 197198, 651 nucleotides. The record is from RefSeq and is a predicted model, not a curated record. Lineage: Eukaryota; Fungi; Glomeromycota; Glomeromycetes; Glomerales; Glomeraceae.